Emericellopsis cladophorae is the source of this 2571-nucleotide messenger RNA. RefSeq lists its product as uncharacterized. The coding region runs from base 1 to 2571 and encodes 856 amino acids. Lineage: Eukaryota; Fungi; Ascomycota; Sordariomycetes; Hypocreales; Bionectriaceae. The transcript has 6 exons. The record is from RefSeq and is a predicted model, not a curated record.
AUGACCCUGCCAUCAACGAUCAACAACGUCGACACCAGCAUCAACAUCAUGCUCAACUCGUCCGCGCAGUCUCGCCGCAUUGUCAUGCCCGAAGAAUUGCCAUACCCGAUUGAGCAGUAUUACACGAUCCUCGGCUGGCUCCAGGACUGCGAGGCUUCUGGACAGCGGGGUGAGGAGGCGGGAAUCCUUGACGCGCCAACACUGUCAAACGACCGAAAACGACUUUGCGAUCCCAAGGGUAUCGACUUGUUGCCCAGAAAGAGGCAGGCUUUGUCUCCGCCCAACACGGAACCGGAAGCCUCCCACGCGAUGGACGGCCACAAUCGCGACAGCGACGGCGCGGAGGAUGCGGCCGAUAUGACGCCUCGGGCGCCCUCGAAGUAUCACAGCGUCCAGAUGGCCCCGCCGAGUCGGCCGUCUCCGAGUCGCACGCCGUCCAGCAGAUCCUCCUCGAAACGAUCCGCGUCGUCAUCCCUCUCCAGAAACUCGUCUCCCACCAAGCAGCUUCGCGCAGCUGAGCUGGAUGACGAAGGCUACCACCGGCGACCCUUUACACGUGAGAGAGAGGCUCUCCCUGGGGGCUUGCGCAACGUCCUUCGGAGACUGAGGGACAUUGGAAAUGGUGGCACCCAGCUCCCGCACGCGUGGUGGGAGGAGGGUCUCGAAGAGCUCGAAAUCCCACGGACCUACUUCUGCUCCGAGGGAGAGGGUGUGGAAGCCCCAUCCCCCGCGCGCCCCGACGUGUCCCUCGCAGCGUUCGUCAAACGUGUCACCGCGCGCGCCGUCGAAUGCGAUAUGCAGGGCGAGCCAGAGUGCGUCUGGAGCCUCGAGGUGUAUUACCGCAUUCUCCUGUGGGUGCUUCGGCCCGUCAAUGACACAGCCGGUCUCGUGGAUCUACGGCCUAGCACCUCCAGCAGGAUCAACCCUCACUUCCACCGGUUGGCACUGCCUUCCAAGAUGGUCGAUUGCUGCUUGGUGUUCAAGCCCGACCCGGGCAGCCGCGUCGACCGCCGCAUCGAGGAGCUCAGCAAAACACGCCCCGGCAACUCGAUCAACCAUACAGACUCUGGCUCGCUGUGCCGCCACCCGAUUGGUCUCUCCGUCGAAGUCAAGAGCCGCGAGGGAGACGCUUUGGAGGCGGAGGUGCAGAUGGGGACCUGGCAUGCUGCGCAGUGGAGGAGUAUGCGCCGCCAUCCUCCCGACCGGGCCGCUGUCGAGUUCUUGCCGGGCAUCAUCAUCAGCGGGCACGAGUGGUACUUUGUCGCGACCCUCCCCCCGCAGCACUCACCCGAUCCGUUCACCGGGGGUACAAGCAAGCCGACACUCUACUCCAGGAUGCACCUGGGGUCCACCUCCGAUGAGCAAGGGGUCUGCAAGAUCGUUGCCUCGCUGCGAUUAUCCGUAGGCGGUGCAAAGUGUCAGGGCGCUGGUGCAUCGUUUGAUGGCCAGGCCCGGUUCCUAAUAACUGGCAACCUCACAGGCAUCCUCACGGGCAUCCUGCUCUUCUCCUCCAUCACCCUCGGUUUCAUCCAAUUUGACCAUCGCCGGGCACCCUCACCUGCAACCUUCGGCGACAUCCCCCGCCCACUCAUAGAACUCGCCACCGCGGUCACUGCUGUACCUCCCUCCCUUCGCAAAGAGACAUAUACUUUCCAACGCGCCAUAUUGAAUGCGACGCAGUACCUCGACGAGCUGUGCACGACGCUGCGUGCGUGGCACAGGGGAUGCGCUGGUCUGGUGACCGAGGACGGACUCUUCAGGUAUGGCAUGUGGGCUGAUCCCAUCGCUGAGGACGGCGAGUUCGCCCGCGCGAUGCGCAAUCACAUAGCCCCUGGCCUCGGCCGUCUCGACGACGGCGAAGAGCGCGAGAGGAUGAACAGACUUGGAGACUUGUGUAUGGAUCUAACGCAAUCCGCCGAGACCCUAGGGAACGUCGCGUCCCGUCAGAUGGAGACCGUCUCAGAGGCCCACCUCAAUCACGAGGUCUACGAAAUCUUGGACGCCGCGAAGGAGGAAAAGUUCAAACGACACACCCGCAAGAACAAGUCGGCCUAUGAGACGUCGUCGACAGCGUACCAUCUGUCUUGGAGCUUGAAGGUUGGCGCGGUGCUGGACUUGGCCGUGCAGCGGAUGAACGUCUCCCAACAGCUUCGGUACCUCAACAGCCAUGCGCAAAUAAUGACGGAGAAGCUGAAGCGAGUGUGCUGCACGAAUCACAUAGUCACAAGCAAAGUCUUAUGUUGCCGAGACGUUCAGCGCGAUCAAAAGACAGUAACGUCAUUGACCACCGCUCUAGACGCUGCGGCCGUGGACUUUGCGCAAUAUUAUGCACGCAGCGUAGCCAAGGCUCUUGACACGACAAAUCACCUCCGCCGUCUGGGCCACGGCGUCCACUCCCGCUACGCAUUUGCCCAUCCUCACUGGGUUCCGCGUACAGCUACCGGCCUGACGCGGCCACCGACCACUAGACCCGCCGAAACGCUCAUCCUAACCAUUAAGCGAGGCACGACGCGGGGUCCGCAGGUAGUCGAUGACCGUGAUGCUUGGCGGAAGCUGUGGCGCUGGAAUUGA